GCUCCAGGCGCAUGGCACCCGCCGCCCAGUCGCCGCGGUGGCUGCCGGGAUGCGCCGCAGCGAAUGGUCGCGCCGGGCGCCGCUUCGAGUGACCUUUCACCCGCGCCCAGCGGUCCCGGGCGGCGGCACAAGGCGGAAGCCAUGGCGGAGGCGGAGGCGGCGGCUGCAGCAGGCGGGACGGGCGCUGGCUCCGGCUCUGCAGCGGAUCGGAACCGGGACCCGGACCGGGAUCGUGCCGCGCGGAGGCUGCGGGUUCUCUCGGGCCAUCUGCUGGGCCAGCCCCAGGACGCUCUGAGUACCAAUGAGUGCAAAGCGCGGAAAGCCGCGUCGGCUGCCACGGCGGCGCCCACGGCCACUCCCGCCGCGCAGGAGUCAGGUACCAUCCCCAAGAAGCGGCAAGAAGUUAUGAAAUGGAAUGGAUGGGGAUAUAAUGAUUCCAAGUUCUUCUUCAAUAAGAAAGGCCAAAUUGAAUUGACUGGGAAAAGGUACCCUCUUAGUGGCAUGAUUUUACCAACUUUUAAAGAAUGGAUCCAAAAUACCCUUGGAGUAAGCCUGGAGCAUAAAACUACCUCUAAAGCAUCCUUAAAUCCUAAUGAUACACCUCCUUCUAUUGUAAAUGAAGAUUUUCUUCAUGAGCUUAAAGAAACUAAUAUUUCAUAUUCACAAGAAGCAGAUGAUCGAGUAUUUAGAGCUCAUGGUCAUUGUCUUCAUGAGAUAUUUUUGCUCAGGGAAGGAAUAUUUCAACGAAUUCCUGAUAUAGUUUUAUGGCCAACAUGUCAUGAUGAUGUAGUUAAGAUUGUGAAUCUAGCAUGCAAAUAUAACCUUUGUAUCAUACCAAUUGGUGGAGGAACAAGUGUCUCAUAUGGCCUGAUGUGUCCUGAAGAUGAAACAAGAACAAUUAUUUCUUUGGAUACUUCACAAAUGAAUCGGAUCAUCUGGGUUGAUGAGAACAAUCUGACAGCUCAUGUAGAGGCUGGUAUAACAGGACAAGAGUUGGAAAGACAGCUUAAAGAAAGUGGUUAUUGUACAGGUCAUGAACCAGAUUCCCUGGAAUUCAGCACUGUGGGAGGAUGGGUCUCUACUCGGGCCUCAGGCAUGAAGAAGAAUAUCUACGGCAAUAUUGAAGACCUGGUGGUUCAUAUAAAAAUGGUAACACCUAGAGGUAUAAUAGAAAAAAGCUGUCAAGGACCUCGUAUGUCAACAGGCCCUGAUAUCCAUCACUUCAUCAUGGGAUCUGAAGGAACUCUUGGUGUGAUAACAGAAGCUACAAUAAAAAUCAGACCAAUCCCUGAAUACCAAAAGUAUGGCUCAGUAGCUUUCCCUAAUUUUGAACAAGGAGUAGCCUGUUUAAGAGAAAUUGCAAAACAGAGAUGUGCUCCUGCGUCUAUUCGCCUCAUGGACAAUCAGCAGUUUCAGUUUGGUCAUGCUCUUAAACCUCAGGUUUCCUCUAUUUUUACAUCUUUUUUGGAUGGAUUAAAAAAGUUUUAUAUUACAAAGUUUAAAGGAUUUGAUCCAAAUCAGCUAAGUGUUGCUACAUUAUUGUUUGAGGGAGACCGUGAGAAGGUUCUUCAGCAUGAAAAACAAGUGUAUGACAUUGCUGCAAAAUUUGGUGGACUGGCAGCUGGAGAAGAUAAUGGACAGAGAGGUUAUUUGCUGACCUAUGUCAUUGCAUACAUUCGAGACUUGGGUUUGGAAUACUAUAUAUUAGGAGAAUCUUUUGAGACUUCUGCUCCUUGGGACAGGGUUGUAGAUCUCUGUAGAAAUGUAAAAGAAAGAAUAACAAGGGAAUGCAAAGAGAAGGGUGUUCAGUUUGCUCCUCUUUCUACAUGCAGGGUGACGCAGACUUACGAUGCAGGUGCAUGUAUCUAUUUCUACUUUGCCUUUAACUACAGGGGAAUAAGUGACCCACUGACUGUGUUUGAACAAACCGAGGCAGCUGCUAGAGAAGAAAUCCUGGCUAAUGGAGGGAGUCUGUCACAUCACCACGGAGUGGGCAAGUUACGGAAGCAAUGGCUAAAGGAAAGUAUCUCUGAUGUCGGCUUCGGGAUGCUGAAGUCUGUCAAGGAAUACGUGGACCCCAAUAACAUCUUUGGAAACAGAAACCUUUUAUAAAUACAUUACUUUGUUACAAAAAAAUGUUACUUUUUUUUUUUUAAAGUCUUCAACUAUGGUUAUACCAGUAAUCACAUAUAUAUCAUGGACUGUAUUUUGGCUAUAUUGUUUCAUUCUGUAGUUUGUUUUGUUACUACAUUUACCGAUUGACAGAUGGUAUUCCUAAAUCUCUCUCAUUGUAGGUGCAUCAGUUUUCAGCCAACUGGUUGUCAUUUCAAAUUUUCGUCAGGCAGCGCAGGCUGCCAGUUGUUUCAGAGAAGGAUGCUGCCAGCUGUUUUGUAUUGAUGCUUCCUCUUGGGAACAAAAGCAGAUUUUGGUGUCAUCUAUUGCUUAUCUAGUCUCUUUUCUAAAGAACAUUUCUGGGAAGCAGAUAUCUAGGGAAGGAUUCCACUGGGGAGUGAUACACACGCGUGGCUUUUUAAGAGUGCACUCUUGUGUGAGUAGGCAUUGAGGGAGGCUACUCAUGAAGCAAUGGAGGCAACCUGUUAUUUAGGAUGCUUUUAGUUCUGUAAGGUACUUGGCCUACCUUUGCUUUUAAAAUUAGCAUAAAGUUAUGUAACUUUAAAUCAUCAAUAUACAAAUUAUCUGUUACGGGACACUAUUUUGUUCUCCAUGUUUCUGUUUCUACUGAAAUGUGAGUUGUAUUUGUAUCACUGAGGUAACCUAUUGUUAUAUCGUAGUUCAUUCAUAAUACGUUUCAUAAGAAAAGCUGACUUAUCACUCAUUGUAUGUGAAGAACAGGUUUACCAUGAAAUGAAAGCCUUUAUUCAAGCACAGAAUCUUAAUGUUUCUGAUUUCACAUUCUUGUUGCUGAGAUGCCGAAGAAGCUGCAACAGGAGAGAAGAAGGAAGACUCCUUACACUUAAUGUCUUCAGUUCCAAGACUUGUUUGGCUAAAGAAACACAGUCAUCAAUCAGCUGUUGAAUUUGAAGGCCUCAAUAAUAAAAAUCUUUUUUUAAAAAUUAACCCAAAAUUAAAAAUUUUCAUAUAAAAGUAAAGUUUCAAUUAGUUUUUAAUAAUGGUUUAAUGCCUUUUUUUGAAUUACUGGUUUAACGUAAACUUUUUAAAAAACUGAUGUCUUACUGCACACAGCAUUAUCUAAAGUGUGAAAUAUCAUAUUUCUUAAUAGGGAGAACAUUAAUCACAUUUAGCAAACAUUUUUACAUUCAAACCUGGAUAUUAAAAUAAGUGAAAUGAUUACUUUGAAUCACUGUCUGUCAAGAUUCACAUUUUGAGAUGGAUUCUUUUCUUAAUGCAAUACCUAACUUUUGAUAAUUUUUUAAAAUUAAUAUUUGAUCAGAUAAUGUAAGUCAAAAUGCAGAUGUUCCUGUAAAAGGACACACUGUCUGUCUCUGUAGCAACAGCCCCAGAGUAUUUGGGGCAGUUUGAUAUGUUUUAUAUCUGAAGUAGCCUUAACCAAAAAAGUAAAAAUUUAAAAUUGACAAAAUGCUAUUUUUAAGACUUCAAAAUGAUAAUUUCUAAUGAAUAAAAUUGGCCUCAAACUAAUAAACUUAAAUCUGUAAGCAAAUCAAAAUUAAAUAGUUUAACAAUAAAAUUAAAUAUUGAUUAUUAGAAGCUGCCUCUUCAUUGGUGAUUUAUUUUUAAUUGUAAAAUUUCCAGCAGAUCUUUGCUUAAAGCCCUUGCUAGUUGAAAUAGUUGGAUACUUGAUGAGGAAAUUACACUUGCCUCUAGAAUUAUAAAAAUCUCAGCUUUAUAAAAUGCAUCUAUUCAUGGAGGUAAUUUCUCUAGUUGGUGAUCAAAAUGUAACAUUUAACGUACUAAUAUCUCACUGGAGUUGAUACAUGUUUUGGGGUAAUUUUUUUAAAAAUAAAACUUAAAGAUUCAUAAGCAAAUCCAUUCCAUUCCUUUGCAUGUGGUGGUUAUAACAUUCUUUCCCAGGGAGUUCAGACUUCAACCUCUGAAAGCUGUAUUUGAUAUGAGGAAACUGUAAAUGUCACACCCGAAAAUUGCUGUGUUCACUGUUCUACGUGAACCCUGUGGACAUUAGUGAUAGAUGUCUUUUUUUCCUUCUCUCGUGUAUUCAGGACUCCCUAACCUUGCUUUUAUAGUGAUGACUACAUUUCGUAGUUGGAAUCAUUUCUACAGGGAUCCUUUGGAACCCAUGAACACUCAUCAGUGCUGUUUCACUCUGAUGUAGUAAAUCAGAAAGCCUUUCCCCCGCUGCCACACGCCUGCGUCUGAGAGGUACCUCGGCAUACUCUUUAGUGUCUGUGGAGAGCUGAGUUCUGGAAUAUGCACAGCAGUACUUAAACCUUGCCUCAUAGUUCUGAAAUAUCUGAAAAUGGCCUCAUGAAGCUAAAGCCUGGAGAGCAUUGUUUAUGUGAGGCUUAACUCCUUUUGAAUAAGUUUAUUUAAAAUUUUGAAAGAUUGUAGCCUAUUUGGUUUUCAGUACUGCAGUAACACUGACUUCUCUUGCUUCAAUUAGUCGUAUUUCUAAUAUUUGAUGAUGUCACAUUCGGGUUGGGGUUUUAGUCAGAAUGGGAACUUACUGCUAGUGAGAAACGGCAUUGAAUAUUAAAAACUCAGUAUGAACAGGCUUUAUGGACCCUUAGAGUAACUGUUGCCUUAAUGUUUGGUGCAAUUUACAGUAUAUAAGUGAGUUUAGUCUUAUGCUGAGUAACUUGAGCUUUUUUAGGUUAGUAAGAAUUGUAAAAGCCACAUGCUUAUUGUGCCCAGCAUUUUACCACAAAGAAAGAGGAUAAAAUUCUUUCCUCUUCUGAGGAAUUGAGCAUUCUCUUCCUAAACGCUUACAUAUUAUAGUACUGUUACUUAAACAUUAUUUGUGAAGCUGGAAGCCUUCGGGUGUGCAUAACUGCGUGGAUGUAUUUUGGAAAACAAAAGUGCAGUAAAGGAUGAGCUUCCAUCAGUGUGUAGACUACACCAGAUACAGAUGGUGGCAAGGAAACCUCUUUUUUUAGAGAUUCUCUUAGUAACUGCUAAGUUCCAGUUUGCAUUUUUAAACAUGUCUUUCUGCAUGUUGGCUCCAGAGAUUUUUCUUUGUUAUAUUCUUUUAUAACUACAGCUCCUUAACCAUAGCUGAUCAGAGAAGCCCUAUAGUCCCAAACUAAAGCGUGUAACCUCGGGUGUUCAAAUGGGGCUGGGCUUGCUGAGCAUCUAUUCUAUAUAAUGUAGAACACAAACAGUUAUUUAUUUUGGACUGGUUCACAAACUGUAUAUGCUGGUGCUUGAGGCAGCCAAAGCGAAAUGCUGUGGAAAGAAUAUCUACAUUUUAGGAAACACCAGGACAGGAGUUAAGGAUAACUUUAAUAACUUUUUGUUUACCACUUACUAGCAACUUUGAUUUUAAUUAGGGCUUAGCCUAUGAUGGGCGAAAAGCCGAAGAUAACAAGUGCCAGUGUAGGAUUGAAAAUCUAGAAUUGCUUUUGGCUUUGUAAGUUAUGAAAGCUUGGCUUUGCUCAAGGUUUCCUGUUCCCAGAUGAGCCACGUGUCGAUGUAUUCAUUUAAUUUCUAUUAAUUUCAAUUUCCUAAGAGAGAAACAACAUAUAUUUUGAUGCUAAAAUCCAUACAGUGUAAAAGUUUGGUUUUUUUUAACUACUGAAGUAUAGUGAGUCUGCUAGGAAGGAUGUAAGUUAGCUUUCUGCUUCUUAAGCCAAACAGUGUUUGUCUUUAGUGUAAAAUGUAACCAUAAAAGCUACUUGUAAUAUCAACAGAUUAUAGAAACUUAUGAAUAAAAUGGACCUUACUCUAAGAGGAUUUUUUUUUCUUCAAAGGUAGUAUGGAGCUGUUGGUUCUUCUUGUUUGCAUGUGGGUAUUUCUUUCGAUUGUAGUUUUUCAUCUUCAUAUUUUCACUGUUUUGAAAACAAAAUUAAUUUAUAUAAUUUUAUUAAUGAAGCACAGUGAAGUGCAACCUAACUAUAACUGAAUCCCUUUGGAUUUAUAGCUGAGUAUAUUAACUAGGUUUUAUCACUAAUUAUUUUUUAAAUCAACGUUAUAUUCCUAGAUCUUUAGUCUCCUGUGAACCUGAAGCAUUCCCAUUUGAACCUUGGAAGACCCUCAAAGAAUGAGCACUCUUGUGCUCUUCUAAACACAACAAUUCCUUAACAAACGUGAGUAAGGACCACUGAUAUAUAGAACACUCAUGCCAAAGAACCAUCACAGAAUUAAGUAACUUUAGUUCUGUGACCAUGAAAAGAUUUCUUUUCUGGUUCUCAAAGAUUUUUUUUUUCCCCCACAAGGAAGAAAAAUAAUACAUUAAAUAUCUUUAAUAACAUUUUUUAGAGACUUUGAACUUUCAAAUAUAAGAGAGAGAGAGAAGGGAAAAAAAGGUUUUAGUGUGGAUUUCUAAGCAGCAUAUACUCGUAUACAUGUUUUUAAGGCAUCUUAUUGUUGGCAGUGUUUCCAUGAACAACAUGAGCAUCCUUUGAAAAUGUUGUCUAACCCUUAAAGUAAUCUUGUUCACAUGUCCAAAGGACAUGAAAUGCUUGUACUGGUAUACACGUUUCUAGAAAUAAUUAUCUUUUUAGCUACUUAAAGAAUAUCCCCAAAAGAUCACAGUGCCUUGUUGGAUUUUUUUUUUCAUGAAAUAGCCAUUCUUUAAAAUGAGUGGGAGAGGAUAAGUCUUCAAAGACGGCUUGUUCAGCAGGUCAAGGCUAUCCCUCUUCAAGAACAUAUCAGGAAUUAAGUAGUUGUAUGUAGAAACAGAAUCCUUUCCGCAGUGUUGGUUUGGAUCACCUAUUCUAGCAUAUUUAACCUGUAUUCCCGCAUACAUCUAUUCAGCCGAUGGGAUUUCUAUGUACUUUCAUUCUUACAUUUUCAUUCCUACUGUCCCAACUUAGUAGCCUAAGGCGUGGCUCGGUGGGUGUGGCAUCCUCAGCCCCUGAGACACCCACUUCGUGCUUCUGGAUGUUUGCUCACACAGCUCCCUUAGGGACAGAGCUUGUGGGAGGGGUUUCUAUUCCUUACGUUGUUAGUCCUUUUUUGUGUGAUGGUGCCUUCAGAAUAAUGAAUAUUUCUGUUCCUGGACAAGGAUAAAUCUUAUGAGAAAUAUGUGUAGGUUCUAUUUCUUUAUUUUUGUCCUUUUUUGCUAAGCCUGUGAAAUUCUUUGGCUCUGAUACAACUUGACUUGAAUAAUAUCUUAUCCUGAGUCUUCCUCCAAGGCAGUACCUACUCCUGUCAGUACUGUAGGAAUCUUUUGGGAACUACAUGUGGGUAAGCACUUGUAUGGAAGCCAUUAUACUGCUGUAACUAAUGCAUACAAACAAUUCUUCUCUUUACAUUCAUAGUCUAAAAAGUGGGUAUGUAGUGGGAAGGAAAAUUGCUGAGAGAUUCCAGCCUCGCUUUGUCAAUUCAGACUGAGCCAUACUGUUUUCUACAAGGGCUCAACACGUAGUCUCUCUGUUGUGCUUUCGGUGUAUGUAUGGUUCCUUCAAUUGCUUUUCCUAGACUGUACUGUUCUAUAAGUAACUGCCUAUGUGUGAGUUUUAAGAUGUGCUGGGAAAAAAAAUAAAACAAUACCAAAACAA
Molecule: messenger RNA, 7616 nt
Organism: Hipposideros armiger (great roundleaf bat)
Lineage: Eukaryota; Metazoa; Chordata; Mammalia; Chiroptera; Hipposideridae
Gene: AGPS
Product: alkylglycerone phosphate synthase
Exons: 20
Coding region: 64-2112 (682 amino acids)
Biological process (GO): lipid biosynthetic process
Cellular component (GO): peroxisome
Molecular function (GO): FAD binding; alkylglycerone-phosphate synthase activity
Source: RefSeq, a predicted model, not a curated record